CGCGACUUCAUAUACGACAUAGGCACACAUGACUCGCUCGACAAACAGUGGCAAACUGAGCUGAAAAACAUAAACGUAUCAUGCACAAUCAGUCGCGGCUGGUACGCGGCGUCGGUGUCGGCUGUGGGUUUGUGCUCUCGCUCACUGGAGCAACUUAACUUGGCCGGUAACAACAGUCAACCGCGAAACACGCUGGUGCAUCGCGACACGCCGUCAUGUCCCAUAGAAUUUAUUUGUGAUCACAACAACAAGUUAAAAACGAAUUGGAAUCAAUCCUAAUUCAAGGUGGUAGAAGCAAGUGCUCAUUUGCAUAUAGGCAUUGUGUACGUCCUCUAAAAAGUGCUCGUUUCGAUAUUUGCGUUUCGAUUCAAAUGUUUUAUCACCGCCGUAAAAUCGUUUGUUUGUGCCCGCGCGCGCGCGUUUGUUCUCCGAUGACGUAAUUUUUAAACAUUGCUAUCUCUCCAUUUCUUCCCGUCGUCUGCAUAAUUAUUAUCGUACAUGUUUAACCUUUUGCUUUCGGGUGAAUUCAUAUUUCACAUUCAUACCCAGUCGCGAUCGUUGUGCGAAAUAAAAAUGACGAAAUUUAAUUCCGAUAGCCAAACCUGAUGGAAACGAGUUAAUGUGAUAAUGUGAAAUAAUGUCCAUUGUAAACACGAACAAUGGUGCUACCCGAACGGAGAAAAUUAUGAAGGAAAAGGAUUAUAUUAAACAAUUAUACAAGGAAGCGGCCGAUCGGUUUACGGACACAAGCUGGAAAAUUCAUCGACAAUGGCAGAAAUCGAACAGUUUGCCGGGCUCGACAAUUAGCGAACGAACGAUUACGAAUUCCGAGAUAAAUCGCAAUGACCCUCCAGUGGGCGGUGCGAAUAACAAUAACGAUGUGUAUGCGACGAUCAAAACCAACGCGACUAACAGCACGAAUGCCACCAGCACGACCAUGCGCCGCAAGGUGGUGGAAAUACAAACCGUGCAAACUACAUUGGAGCGCAAAAAGCCCCCAUGUAAUGGAGACAUUAUUUUGCACACACAUGAAGAAGCAAAAAAUGGGAAUCGAAAUAACAAGACGCAGGUGAUAACAUCUAAUUACCAACAACAGAAUGUAUUCACGGAUGCCUUAACGUCGCAGCCCCGUCGAAAAAAAUCUUCUAGCAACAAAGGAGGCGGCGGAGACGGGAUGGAUCUUAGCUACGUGACGGAGCGCAUUAUCGCGCUGUGGUUUCCAGCGACGUGUAGUGCGCAGGUAUUCCGGCGGGGACAUCGUCAAGCAUCCCACAUGCUAAUCAACAAACACGGUGAUAACUACAAAGUGUUCAACUUGUCUGAGCCGAGGGCCGCUCUACUUAACGAACAUAAGCAUGUCGAAGAAGUUGGGUGGUCAGCGCGUCUAGCACCACCGUUGGAACGUCUCUGUAGCGUGUGUAAACAGAUCGAUUCCUGGUUGUCUACGGACCAACAUCGAAUCGCCGUAAUACACGCCCGGGGAGGCAAAGAUAAAUUGGGUGUAGUGGUAGCUUCAUAUAUGCACUAUUCAAACAUUUGCGGGAGCGCAGAUCAGGCCCUUGACCGUUUCUCUAUGCGAAAAUUCCUCGACGACAACAUUGGUCCGUUGUAUUUGCCAUCAAACAAGAGAUACGUUGCAUAUUUUGCUGGCCUUCUCUCGCACAGCAUAAAAAUCAAUUCGGCACCUUUGUAUUUAACUCAUGUCACCGUACUAGGUGCCCCUGCCUACCAAAAUAACGGAUGCAGAGCUUUCUUAAAACUUUAUGAGGGACAAACACCAAUUUACACUUCUGGCAUCUAUUCAGUAUCAAGCGGUGUAUCGCAAUUUACCGUAAACGUUGCUGGCGAACGUCGUCGAGGACUGCAACUCCGAGGCGACAUUCUAAUAAAGUGUUAUCAUCACGCGGAGUUCGAUAGAGAGACUAUUUUUGCUUGUCAGUUUCAUACGUGUGCCGUCUCCGAUAAUACACUUAGCUUUACCAGACAGGACUUAGAUGGUGCUUCAAAUGAUCCUCGAUUUCCUAUUGACGGUGCAAUCGAAUUACACUUUAGUCCUGGCCCUGAAAGUCGUCAUCCUGGCCCUGCGCCCACUCCAGCGGUGCCUGUAACCAUGAACGAUGAUAGGAUAACUCGCGCAGAUAGUCCUUUCGAAGGAGAUGAAUCUGAGGAAGAUGAAGAUACUGAUUCAGAUGAUGUAAAUCAUACUUUCGGUCCCUUGGACGGUAGCAUUUAUGCUACAAUAGCGAAGAAACAAGAAUUGUCCCCAGGUGCGGUGUCCAGUCCUUUAACCGUAUCGAUGGACUCCGGAAUAUCGUCAGCAGGACAUCAACAGCAUGCAAACACCAACGCCUCCACUAGUCCCCCACUAACCGGUCAACCGUCCCCCCUUUCACCAGAGGACCAACAUCGCGAGUUGGACGAGUUGCUCUCGGACAUGAUGCUGACAGUGCAAAAUAUUCCCGAUCUUAAACCUCAGCCGAUUCCGACGGAGAACACGAACGAUUUGGAAAAUGUUCGAUACAUAGACGAGGAGGAAGACAAAAACAUACCAUACCACGCGAGGCAGGACAGUAGACCGUUCAGUUACGGUGUCAACAACACCAUGAUCGGGGACACCAAAAAACUCUCCAGCCCGAGCUUAGUCCGGAAGGCAAGCUUUAACAAAAGUCAAGGCAACACCCUCAACAAAGUGCAAACACAAGUUUAUCCUCAAUACGGUUCGAACACGUUUAAUAAUAAUAACAAUAGUCAGAAAAGCGGAUACAACACCUACAACGGUAGUGGGGGAGAUGCGAUUGAUAACAUCUUUACCAGCAAAGCUUUAGCAGCGAAUUACCGCCAGGAGCCGCAAGUGAAGCAAAGCCUGAGAGAGGAGUUCUAUUCAGUAAGGACUAAGGAACCAGUUAAGAAGAGUUAUACAGAUUCAACGCUCCGAACAAAUGGCGACAACGUAUCCAGUCUUAAGAGUACUCAUUAUUCUAAUUCCGAGAGCUGGUCAUCACCAAGUGCAUUUCGGACUUCUGGCAAAUUCAGCGACAGCCAACAAUGCGAAACGUAUUCUACAAACAGCAGUAACCUGACCUGGUUGCAGAAGCAACAGAUGAAGCUCAAGGAACGUCGUGAAAUGCAACGAAAAGAGGAGCGCCAACCAUAUCAACACAGUUUGAUGACGGAACUCCGCAGCGUUCAAAAUAGGCAUCUGAGACAAUCCGCCAGCCACCGACAGGAUGGAUACACAAGCGACACGACCGCCUUCGCCGAUGACGAUGAGGAUUUCACGAUACCCUUGCAUAUAAAUACAAAGCAGUCAGCGAUGUCGCCAAGUUCUACUUCUAGCUACUCAACGAAGAGCAACUACACCAACGGACGGACUGAGCGGCCAUUUGUUGCCCUCAGAAAGGAAUACGCUAAAAGCACUUCGUCGUCGUCGCCCGAGAACGCGCUAGCGGCUCAUCCUUUGGGACAUGUCGUCCGAGCUCCGUCAAGGAGCGGUGACGUCAGUGCGCGUCAAGACGCUAGCGGGUUGUUGUCUUUGGCCAACCAGGCCGCCAAUAAAGAUGGCAAUAACAUAACUAACCCGGUGGGUAUUGUGCAUGUACCACGCGCAAACGACGAAAUUCAUCCGCGAAUUGCUGUCCUAUCCGACUUAAUGGCAAACUUGUCCAACGGAGCAAAUAACUUGUAUAACGGUUCAACCAAUAACUCCUCGUCUGCAUGGCAGUACCAAGAUGAUUAUUCAACAUGGAGAUCAACAGAGGUGGAUUCAAGUUCACCACAUAGCGUUUCUUCGCGGCCUCAAACCCCCGCGUUCCCAGUGGCCCGCACGCCAUACGCAAAUAGCUCUACACCUACUGUACAAUUUGACUUACCCGGCGAGCGUUUACCUCCCAAGAGUCCAACGACCGUGAGACGUGUUGCUUCAACAAACAAUAAGAAGUGGUCGGAUUCGAAUGCGAGAAAGGACCAUCCAAUUUUGCACUCACCAUCAGACUUCACCAAUGACAAAGAUUUCUUCCAUUCAACCGCACGCAAUUUCUCUGAUAGUUACAGCCCGAAAAGUCAAAACGGCUCUUCGUCACCUUCGAUAUAUCAAGGAACGUCUCGACGUGGUUCGAUUUCGUCUAAUGAACCCACCCAAGAAGUAUCACCAAUUCACGUUAAGUUUGUCAGCGAUUCAUCCAAGUUUUGGUAUAAACCUACGAUUACUCGAGAUGAAGCGAUUAACAUGUUACGUGACAAGCCACCUGGCACCUUUGUUGUGCGCAACUCGAAUACUUUUGCAGGCGGAUUUGGCAUGGCAUUAAAAGUUGCAAUGGCGCCAGCGGCCGCAGCAAAUAAAGAGGAACUCGUCCGACAUUUUCUAAUUGAGCCAACGUCACGCGGUGUUCGAAUAAAGGGCUGCCCGAAUGAACCGGUAUUUACAUCGCUGUCCGCAUUGGUUUAUCAACAUUCGAUUACGCAAAUUGCGUUGCCAUGUCGUCUACUAUUGCCAGAAAACGACAUUGCUCCCGUGGACGCCAUAUCAACUCAAACGCAAAUGCUUCUUGUGCAAGGUGCAGCAUGCAAUGUCUACUAUCUGCUGUCCAUCGAUAUGGAAUCUUUGACGGGCCCGCAAGCAGUGCGGAAAGCUGUUUUUAAUUUGCUGAAGAUGAAAAAACCUGAAGCGAAGAUCGUGCACUUUAAAGUUAAUAAGCAGGGCAUUACAUUAACGGAUAACAAACGCGAGCUUUUCUUUAGAAAGCACUACCCUAUCAAUUCAAUCUCGCACUGUGGUUUGGACCCCGAUGACAAUCGAUGGAAUGCCACCACUGUAGACACACAACAUCCUUCGAGGAAAAUAUUCGGUUUUGUUGCACGAAAACCAACAAGCAAUUCCGACAAUCAGUGUCAUUUGUUUGCAGACAUGGAUCCGGAUCAACCCGCGUCUGCUAUCGUUAGUUUCGUGAAUAAAGUAUUUUCGUCUAUUUCAAUGAAACAAAACAUCGUUUAGCUCGGAAAUGGAUAGCUAGGUCUAACUAACAAAUUUCUUCACAAAUAAAACGUAUCGCAUUGCGCAUAUACUAUUAAUUAACAACUAGUCGGUUUAUGAAAGUGCUGGACGAAUGUGUUUUGUGUUCUCCAGAUGUAUAUAAGUGUAAAGUGUGCCUGAGUUCGAAUAGUAAUUAUUUAUAGGCAGCUAAAACAAUAAUGAAACUAUAAGAUUAUUGAUCCAUAUACAAUCAAGUUACAUUGAAAAUACUUAUAGAGAAACUGAAGUGCUUUACAUAUUGUAAAUAUAUGAAGCAACUUGCAAGAUGCGUUGAAAUAAAGCUUUAUUUUUAUGUCGAUUAUGACUGAAUUCAUAAUCUUUAAAAAUACUUUAAGCAUGUGUAUGUUCAGUUGGCUAGCAAAUCAAUCCGUACUAGAGCUUUGACAAUCAUUCUAUUUACUAAUUAAACGACAAGAAGUAAUUUCACAUAUACAUAAUUAAAUUAAAUAAUUAAAAUCAUUUUUGUUUAAUGUUAACGAUAUUACUCCCUGAAAUUUGUUAGUGCUGCGAACUAAUAAUGUGUUGUGUAGAUGAAAUUUAUGAAAGUCAAAAUAUGUAAAACUAUCGUUAUAGAUAUAAUAUUUUAUUGAUUACUAAUGGUUUUAAUUACAAAAUUAAAUCAAAUUAUUAUAAUAAAUAUAUACAUAUUACUUUGUAUUUAUUAGUUAUAUUGUAUUAGCUACUAACUUAAUUUGAGCAAAUAAAGUAUUUCGUAAAACGUG
Dalotia coriaria is the source of this 5751-nucleotide messenger RNA. RefSeq names its product focal adhesion protein tensin (gene by). Gene Ontology annotation, molecular function: protein binding. The coding region runs from base 638 to 4990 and encodes 1450 amino acids. Gene Ontology annotation, cellular component: focal adhesion. The transcript is spliced from 19 exons. NCBI's taxonomy places the organism in Eukaryota, Metazoa, Arthropoda, Insecta, Coleoptera, Staphylinidae. The record is from RefSeq and is a predicted model, not a curated record.